Fundulus heteroclitus (mummichog) is the source of this 2741-nucleotide messenger RNA. Its product is annotated as broad substrate specificity ATP-binding cassette transporter ABCG2. The transcript is spliced from 19 exons. NCBI's taxonomy places the organism in Eukaryota, Metazoa, Chordata, Actinopteri, Cyprinodontiformes, Fundulidae. Gene Ontology annotation, cellular component: plasma membrane. Gene Ontology annotation, molecular function: ATP binding; ABC-type transporter activity; ATP hydrolysis activity. The record is from RefSeq and is a predicted model, not a curated record. The coding region runs from base 530 to 2440 and encodes 636 amino acids.
UAUUCCGCUGCGUCCUGAUGAGGAACAAAGCAGACCUGAAGCUAAAUCACGAACCAAACAGUGGUGUUUUACAGUAAAAACUCAAACGAAGUAGCCUAACAUGUCGCUUUGGCGAUGCAUCGUUGAUUGAUGUAACAGGAUGUGAGAAUUUCUGGGACUUCCUGCAGAGACCGACCGCUGCCGGCUGCUGCAGCCCCGCCUCCGCUGCCUGCUUUCCGGGGAGAAAACAGCUUCGCUCCGCCUGUCUGCAGCGGUGUGCGUGUAACUUUCAUUUAAACAGACCUCAGGAUAGUUCGCGGUUUAGGAUACAGUCGGUUUCAGCCUAAUUAGUGUUUUUUUUUGUUUUGUUUUUGUCGUGAUAUUUUCCGUUGGUUGCACGUGAGUCUCCGUCCAGGAUGUGUGUCAGACUGCAGGAGGAGAGAUGUUCUCUGGAAGUGGUUUAAUCAUCCUGCAGGGAGGACGGCACGCAGAGGGCAGGGCUCCAGAGCCGCAGACGCAUGUGUCUUGAGUACUGGCGGUGAGGUGUAGGAUGCCUAAUGACCGUGAAGCCAUGGAGCUUGGACAGAAUGGAGCCUCCAAACACCAGUCUGCAGGUGCAAACAAACGUGGCGCCACUGUCAGUUUCCACAAUAUUCACUACAAGGUGAAGCAGGGUGGAGGCUGUUUCGGUCGGAAGAAAGCCCGAACCAAAGACAUCCUCAUUGACCUGAACGGGCUCAUGAAGCCGGGUCUGAACGCCAUCAUGGGAGCAACAGGAAGCGGGAAGUCAUCGUUCUUGGAUGUUUUGGCUGCCAGAAAAGAUCCUGCAGGUCUGUCGGGGGAAGUCCUGAUCGACGGCGCUCCUCAGCCUCCCAACUUCAAGUGUCUGUCUGGAUAUGUGGUGCAGGACGACGUGGUGAUGGGAACGCUGACGGUCCGGGAGAACUUCACCUUCUCGGCGGCGCUGCGUCUCCCGUCCAGCGUCACCCAGAAGGAGAAGGAGCAGAAGGUGGACAGGCUGAUCCAGGAGCUGGGCCUGGGACGGGUGGCCAACGCCAAGGUGGGAACUCAGCUGAUCCGAGGGAUCUCCGGCGGCGAGAGGAAGAGGACGAACAUCGGCAUGGAGCUGAUCAUCGACCCGUCCGUCCUCUUCCUGGACGAGCCCACCACGGGCCUGGACGCCAGCACGGCUAACUCUGUGCUGCUGCUGCUGAAGAGGAUGGCAAACAACGGCCGCACCAUCAUCCUGUCCAUCCAUCAGCCCCGAUUCAGCAUCUACCGCCUCUUCGACAGCCUCACCCUGCUGGUCAACGGCCAACAGGUUUACCACGGCCCGGCACAGAGAGCCCUGGACUAUUUCUCUGACAUCGGGUACACAUGUGAGGCCCACAACAACCCUGCUGACUUCUUCCUGGACGUCAUCAACGGAGACUCGACCGCUGUCGCCCUCAACAGCCCGGAGGGAGACGAUUCUCAACAAGAUGCAGAAUCCAUGUCAAAGUCCAGAAAAGGAAUUGAGGACAAACUGGUGGAGGAGUACAGAAACUGCCAGUACUACAAACAGACCAAAGACGAACUCGAAAAAAUAGUUCAGGGAAAGCCAACGACCAAGGGCCCCCGCUCCAGAACCAUCACCUACAACACAGGGUUCUUUACGCAGUUCAGAUGGGUUCUCAAGAGAACGUUCCGCAAUCUUGUGCUGAACCCUCAGACCUCCAUCGCCCAGGUCGCCGUGACGCUCUUCCUCGCUCUGGUUGUCGGAGCGCUGUUCUUUGACGUCAACCUGGAGGACAGCGGGAUUCAGAACAGGACCGGCGCUCUCUUCUUCAUCGUUGUGAACCAGUGUUUCAGCUCGCUGUCGGCCGCCGAGCUCUUCAUCACCGAAAGGAAACUCUUCAUCCACGAGUAUAUCAGCGGCUACUACAGGCUCUCUGUCUACUUCCUGUCUAAGAUCCUGUCUGACAUCAUAACUCUGAGGACCAUCCCUGCCAUUGUCUUCACCUGCGUCGCCUACUACAUGAUUGGUCUGAAGCCCACAGCGGGGGCCUUUUUCACCUUCAUGCUCACCGUGGCUCUGGUCGCGUACACAGCCACCGCCAUGGCCAUGGCCAUCUCAGCCGACCAGACGGUGGUGGCCAUCGCCAACAUCUUCAUGACCAUCACAUGCGUCUUCAUGAUGAUCUUUGCAGGUCUGCUGGUGAAUCUCCCCUCCAUCGUCAGCUGGCUCGCCUGGUUGAAGUACCUCAGCAUACCCAGAUAUGGGUUAAGCGCUCUGCAGGCGAAUGAGUUCACUGGGCUGGUCUUCUCAGGAAACAAAACGGGGGAGUUUUUCCUGGAGGAGCAGGGCGUGCUCUACUCCUCCUGGGGCCUCUGGCAGAACCACCUGGCUAUGGCCGUCAUGACCAUCUGCUUCCUCGCCAUCGCAUACCUCAAGCUGCGCUUCAUCAAGAAGUUCACCUGAAGCCUUAAGCAACAAAAGCCUACCUUAUUUUUAUGGGUAGAAUUUGUUAUUACCAUCGGUUUGGUUCAGCCUUGUAUUUACAGUUGAUUACUGUGUUCAAACCAGCUGCGUUUCUACCGGGUAACUUGUUUGUAAAAUGUUUGGUUUUGACAACGAAUCGUUUAUUCAGUUCUUUUUAUCACUGCGUUGUUUUACUGUAAACCGUAUUCAGAUUUUUGCACUUUAAUGUUCAAAGCCAUGUAUUAUUUUAUAUUUGUAAUCUUUUUUUUUGUACGGAAAUAAAACAGUUCAUUAAAGCGUA